AUGGCCUCCACAUCCCACGGCUUUAACUUCACACCCGCGGCGUCGUCCAACAUCGACCUCAGCAGCCUCGGCAGCAUUGGCAUUGCCGGCGAUUUUGCCGGCAUCUCCCUCUUCGAGUUCGAGGAGCAGAGCCAGACUUCUGCCGCCAGCAGUAGCGAGGGCCUCCUGGCCCGUUUGCCCAACAGCGCCUUUGCUACCGUCUUGACCACCGACGCGUCCAUCAUGUCCAUGUGCUCGCUCGUGCAGCAAGACGGCACCGGCGCCGGCGUCGUGCUGGGCGGCAACUUUACGAGCCUCGGCGACCAGCAGGCUACCGCCAUUGCUCUUUUCAACCCCAACACCUCCGCCGUCACACCGCUCACGGGUCUCCAGGGCCAGGUCUACACCGUCUUUUGCGACGAGGCUGACAAUUCUGUCUUUGUUGGCGGCAACUUUAUCGGCCCCAACUCCACCAACGCCAUUCGCUGGUCCAAGGAGAGCGGCUGGACGCCGCUGCCGUUUGCUGGCUUUAACGGACCGGUGAAGUCCAUCACCAGGGCGUCCAACGGCCACAUUAUUUUCGGUGGCAGCUUCACGGGCCUGGGCAACGCCAGCACCCCGACCCGGCAAGACGAGCAGAUUGUCAACAUUGCCUCGGCCAACGUGUCCGCCACCAAUUCGGCCGCCACCGCUGGCUUCUCUGAUCCGUCCAGCAUCGUCUGCAAGACGGACGGCUCGGACGGCGCUGGCAACACGUGGCUGCUGCAAGACGAUACGCCUGGCAGCUGGGAGGCCCGGUUUUCGUUUGGCUUCCAGCCUAGCAAGCUGCGGCUCUGGAACACGCACCUCGACGGCCGCGGCACCCAGACUUUCCGCUUCACGGCGCUCCCGCUCAACGGCAUCAUGAACUUUACGUACAUUGACCCUGCCACCGGCGCCAACGCCACAUGCACCAGCGAGUGCCCGCUCAGCGCCAGCAAAGACGUGGCGUUCCAGGACUUCCACUUUGUCAACAAUGUCGGCAUGGACGCCUUCCGCAUCGACAUCUCGGCGUGGUACGGCUCUGGCGGUGGCCUGGACGGCAUCGAGCUGUUUGAGAACGACAUCUUCGCAUACGCAAUCAACGACUUUAACGAACCGACUUGUGCCGUAUCCGCUUCCGAGGUGUCGUCCGCCUCCACUACAGGACCCUGGACCGUAUCACCCUCCUUCCAGAGCAGCUCCGAGUACCUGACUGCGCAGCUCGCGUCGCCCAUUUCCUCGUCUUCGGCGUCCGUCGUCUUUUCGCCCGACAUUCGCCAAUCAGGCAACUACACCGUCAACAUGUACACGCCCGGCUGCCUUCAGGACAACACCUGCAGCACGCGUGGCCAGGUCAACAUUACCGUCUCUAUGGUCGAGGGCGCGGAGCCCACGUCGGUCCAGCUCUUCCAGACCAACAACUAUGACAAAUAUGACCAGAUCUACUUUGGCUCUGUGAAUGCGCCCACCGGUGCCUUCCGCCCAACCGUCACGCUGACCCCGCUGAGCGGCCAAAAGCUCGACACCAUGACCCUGGUUGCCCAGCGCGUCGGCUUCACACUGCUCAACUCCACAGGCGGCCUCAAUGGCCUUUUCGAGUACGACCCGACCGCGUCUGCUGUUAACACCAGCGACUUCUCCUCGUCCGCCUUUGACACCCUCGGCGCAACUUUUGCCACCAACUCCGUUGUCAACGCGCUGGCGACCGGCGGCGACGUCACGUACAUUGCUGGCAACUUCACGUCGACGGCCGCCAACAACAUUAUCUCCGUCAACAGCGGCAACAGUUCGUCUGUCCAGACACUGGCCGGAAGCUUGAAUGGCGGCGUCUUGUCCAUGGUCUUGAACGGCACGAACCUGUUUGUUGGUGGCUCCUUUACCUCGACGGAAUCCAAUUCGGUGGCCGGCCUGAACCACGUUGCCGUCUUUGACACGGGCAAGAGCACCUGGAACCCGCUGGGGGCCGGUGUGGACGGCCCCGUUGUCGAGGUUGUCGCCAUGACGAUGAACGUUACGACCACCACGCCCGAGAUUGUCAUCGCCUUUACCGGCGGCUUCAAGACCAUUUUGGGUUACAGCAGCAAUGCGGCCGUGUCUGUGGACGGUUUCGCCAUCUGGGUGCCGGCGCAGAACAACUGGCUGCAGAACGUCAAGGGCAGCGUCCAGUCCGUCGACGGCACCCUGCUGUCUUCGCUGUUGGAUGUGCCCGGCUCCGGUGCGCUCUACGGCGGUUCCCUGUCGUUUGCGCAGGCAGGUACCAACGGCGCUGCUACUCUCACAAAUGCUGGUGUUGGCUCCUUUGGCAUUGACCUUCUCCCAUCACCGACGACCACGGCAGUUGCUUCCGCCACGUCGACUGCUGCUGCGAAAAAUGCCCACAAGCGCGACACCCUUGCUGGCAGCUCCGUCUCGGGUGUUGUGACGGGUCUCUUUGACACCAACAACGGCCGCAACAAGACGAUCCUCGGUGGCCACUUUUCGGCCAACUCGAGCAGUGGCACCCUGAUCCAGAACCUGCUAAUCAUCGACAACAAGAACAACGGCGUCACGACCGGCCUGGGCUCGAGCAUCGACCAGAGCUCUGCGUUUGUCGCGCUGGCCGUGACGGGCGACACGCUCUUUGCCGGCGGCAACGUGACCGGCGCGAUCAACGGCGCCUCCGUCAACGCCCUCGUGUCGUACAACAUUGCCACCGACAACUUCAACACCCAGCCACCCUCGCUGACUGGUGGCAACGGCACCGUGACGUCGAUCCAGGUCCGCCCCAGCGCCAGCGAUGUCUAUGUCGGCGGCACAUUUGCCUCGGCCGGCUCGCUCGGCUGCCCGGGCGUGUGCUACUUCAGCACGUCGGCGGGCCAGUGGAACCGGCCCGGCACCAACCUGGGCACCAGCUCGGUCAACGCCAUGGUCUGGACGACGGACUCGACCCUGUUGGCUGGCGGCAGCCUGAUUGUCAACAACACCGUGUCGACGGUGCUCGCGCAGUACGACGCCAGCAAGCAGGUCUGGUCGUCCUUCCCGGGCGGCGAUGACGGCACCAUCCCGGGCCCUGUCGCCCUCCUGGCGCUCGGUGCCAGCGACGGCAGCGAGCUCUGGGUGGCGGGCACGGCCGCCAAGAACGGGUCGCUGUUUCUGAUGAAGUACGACGGCAAGAAAUGGACGGACGCGUUCGGCGCCAGCGGCACCACAUUGGGCGCCGGCACCGACCUGCGCAGCCUGCAGGUGUUUUCGGUCACGUCGAACCACGCCGCUACGGAUCUGCUGGACGCUGGCCAAGUGCUGAUGCUGACGGGCGCCCUGGUCCUGCCCGGGUCGGGCAAGGCGUCCGCCGCCGUCUUCAACGGCAAGACGUUUGCGCCGUACGCACUGACGACGGCCUCGGUGGCCGGCGGCAACAGCAUUGCCAGCAUCUUUGUGGAACACAACAACUUCUUCACCGCCAGCAGCCGGGGCCACCUGCCGCUGGUGGCCAUUGUGCUCAUUGGCCUCGGCAUCUCGCUGGUGCUGAUGCUCGUGAUUGUGGCUGCGGGGCUUCUGCUGGACCGCAUCCGCAAGAAGCGCCAGGGGUACGUGCCGGCACCGUCCAACUAUGGGGGCUUGUCGCGCAUUCCGCCACAAGAACUGCUCGAGUCCCUGGGACGGCCACGUCCGACGGCACCGCAGGUGUAA
Molecule: messenger RNA, 3669 nt
Organism: Sporothrix brasiliensis 5110
Lineage: Eukaryota; Fungi; Ascomycota; Sordariomycetes; Ophiostomatales; Ophiostomataceae
Product: cellular morphogenesis protein
Exons: 1
Coding region: 1-3669 (1222 amino acids)
Biological process (GO): positive regulation of establishment of bipolar cell polarity regulating cell shape
Cellular component (GO): plasma membrane of growing cell tip
Source: RefSeq, a predicted model, not a curated record